Adineta steineri is the source of this 930-nucleotide messenger RNA. NCBI's taxonomy places the organism in Eukaryota, Metazoa, Rotifera, Eurotatoria, Adinetida, Adinetidae. The record is from the annotation of a GenBank genome assembly.
AUGUCGCUUCUUGUGAAUAUCGCAUAUUAUAUUACUAUUUACAUUGGUAUACCUCUAUAUAUUUGUGGAAUAUUUGGUAGUAUACUUAAUAUUUGUAUUCUAUUCGCAAAUCGACAAAAUCCAUGUACAUUUUUAUUGAUUUAUUCAUCAAUAGUUGAUUUUUUAGUACUUAAUGUUGGUCUACUACCACGUAUUUUAUCUGUAGGAUUCAGUAUUGAUCCUACUUUAACUAAUCUUAUGUGGUGUAAAAUUAGAACUUAUGGAUUACGUAUAACAACAUUGAUCGCUAUCUAUAGUGUUUCUUUAAUGUCAAUCGAACGAUUCUUUAGCAGUUGCCGUACUGUACGAUGGCGACAGUUGAGUAAUAUAUCUUUCGUUCGUUGGAUAACAUUUUUAGUUACUUUCAUUAUUGCUACGGAAGGUCUCCCAUUUUUUAUUCUUACUCAAAUACUUCGAUCAAGUACGAGUAUUAGUUGUACACCAAUGUAUAAUUUAAUUUUUGCUAAAUAUGCAUCAUUUUUUUGUAUACCGGUGCUUUUUGGUACACUACCUUUGGGUAUUAUGGUAAUUAUGAUUAUUUUGACUUAUUUUAAAUUACAUGGAAGAGUUCAUCUUCGAAAAGCUCAACGUUCAUUAACAUUAGCUAUAUUUCUUCGAAUAUUCUUUGCUUUAAUUUCUUUAGGUCCUUAUACAGUAUAUUUCGUGUAUUCAGCUAUUGCUUCUAUAACUGUACCGAUUAAAUCUGGUGAAAGAAUAGCUGUAGAAAAUUUUAUAUUGGCUGUGAUUAGUGUUUUCCUUUAUAUUACAUAUUCUUCAUCGUUUCUUAUCAGUUUUUAUAUAUCAACAACAUAUCGAAAGCAAUUAACUAAUCUAUUUGGACAACCAACAGGAAGAAGAAAUGUCGUUCGACCUGCGCAGAUGGUAAUAUAA